UAUAUAAAGUGUCUGUAGAGCCUCUAACGUUCCUCUCCCACAACAACAAACACUUUCAAGUCUUUCUCUCUCUCACUCUCUCACGCACACAAACACCAAAACACACGCACAUCAGCUAUGGCUAAGGAACUACUAAUCUUGAUGCUUUGCUUUGUGACCUUAUUGGUUGUUUCAGCAGAAAACCAGGCAACUAUAAGUCCAGCUGCACAACCCAUGCCACCAAAAGACAUCGACACGUCCGGCUUUACUCAGGGUAGUCUUCAACCACAAGAAUGCGCGCCACGUUGCACCAAGAGGUGCUCCUUAACAGCUUUCAAGAAGCCCUGCACUUUCUUCUGUAACAAGUGUUGCAACAAGUGUUUGUGUGUGCCACCAGGCACUUAUGGGAACAAGGAGAUGUGCCCUUGCUACAAUAACUGGAAAACCAAGCGAGGGGGACCUAAAUGUCCAUGAAUCCUAGUCUCUCCUGUUGAUAUCAUAAUCUAGAACCGAACUUUCCUGUAAUAAUUGACCUUCAACACCCACAAAAA
This is a messenger RNA of Papaver somniferum (opium poppy), 530 nucleotides long. RefSeq names its product protein GAST1-like. The coding region runs from base 118 to 453 and encodes 111 amino acids. The transcript is spliced from 4 exons. NCBI's taxonomy places the organism in Eukaryota, Viridiplantae, Streptophyta, Magnoliopsida, Ranunculales, Papaveraceae. The record is from RefSeq and is a predicted model, not a curated record.